GCCGGCCGCUGAUUCGUUCCUGUCUGCUACAACGUCACGAUCAUGAUUAGAAUUGAUGAUCGGACGUUUUGAUUUCAUUGUCUGGCGCAGGGGCUUGUGAAAAAAAAAAUCUGCUGAAUUCGAGCAGCUGCUGAUUUGUCAACAAAGAAAGACAUUGUUGAACCUGGAACCAAUACACCUACAGUCAAGUCAUGCCACAGAGUGAAGAUCCUCUGUGAAGAUCCUCUCCAUAGACCCAGAAUAUGUUAGAACUUGGCAAAUCGUGUUGAGAUGUUCACACAAUUAUCAAGCAAGUGAAAGGGAGCUCAUUUGUGAUCCUGUGUAUGCUGAAUGGCUUGCAGAAGUGAAUUGGCUGGGAUCUCAUUCUCACCUUGCCUGAAGCAUGGAAGCAUGGCAGGAGAAGCGGGGUGUGCAUACUAUGAAUUUGCGGUCUGUGUUCACUGCUGAGCAACAGCGUAUCCUUGAGCGUUACUAUGAAAGUGGGAUGACCAAUCAAAGCAAAAGCUGCUUCCAGCUCAUUCUUCAGUGUGCUCAGGAGACCAAGCUUGACUUCAGCGUUGUCCGGACAUGGGUAGGCAACAAAAGACGAAAGCUGGCUUCCAAAGCUGAUAAGAAUGGUGUGGUGUGUUUGUCUGACCAUGCCAUUGUCAGAGCUGGAGGAACUCUAGGCCCGGUAUUAACGAGUGAUAUGGCUGCUGUUUGUAGUGUUCAGCAUGGGCCUUCUACGGUUCACCUUCUUUCUCCCCAAACCACCUGCCCUUCAUCUUCCUCCUCCACUUCCUGCUCCUCCUCCUCUUCCUCCUCCUCCUCUCCUCCAUCCUUUAAUGGAUCCAAAAACAAAAAUGAUGUUAUAGUGACUGGUGCUUACUCUCUCCCACGCAUUGUCGAUCACUUAGGCUCUUCAUCCCAGAGCAGGACAGCUGCAAAAGUAGUACAACUAAAUCCUAAUACUGAAUUGAGUCUGCAUUCUCAGCCUCUCUUGCACCCAGAUGUGGUGUCCCUCCAACACAAAUCUCAUCAUAUCCCCAGCUCCAGUACCUUCAUGUUUAGUCAGAUGAAAAUGCCUCGAGACCUAGCAUCAGUUGUCCCCAGCUGGGUUAAGCAAUGUGGAGCUCAACAGCACCAGCAAUGGCCCCCAACUUCACACUUACAAACAAUGACAAACCUACACCAAACUGCCCCAGUAGGUACUACAGAAAGUGGGGUCAGAAUCCAGCAGGUGUUCACCAUUGCUGGGUUAGCAGAGGCCUCACAACGACCUUCAAAUGAAAAGAAUCAAGAUUGCCGGAUAAGAAAUACAUGUGUGCCUGAUUCAUCAGAAACGUUUUCAAUUGCAAUGGAAACAGGGAAUGUAGAUGACGAAUAUUUAAGGGAAGAAGAGCUGGCAAACAUGGGUGCCCAGAUGCAGCUGAGCAAGUCAGGAAGUAGCAAUGUUAAUGGAGAGGAAAACAGUAGGCUCUUAUCAGAAGAGCCUUCAACAAUUACUAGCCAGGCUUUGUACACUGUGACAUCAAAGAACCUACUGGAGGUGGCACAUAGUUCCCCAAGUUCUGUGCAUUUUGGAGAAAAAGGGUGCCAGACCAACACUGCUUUGCUGCUUGAUUCAGGCCCCAGUAGCAGAUAUCCAUUAAGACACUUUGCAGAGUCCUCUCCAUCAAGAAUACCCAAUCUCAAGGUAAGUAUCAUGUCAUCUCCCUGGCUUCUUAGCAGCUCCCGUAAAAGAACGCUCCAGGAUAGGACUCAGUUUAGUGAUGAAGAUCUGUACACGCUAAAGAGGUACUGGGACAACGGCAUGACCAGUCUGGGCUCUGUCUGCAGAGAGAAGAUUGCAGCAGCUGCCACUGAGCUCAGCGUGGACAGUGAAAUUAUCAAGACAUGGAUUGGUAACCGCAGAAGGAAGUAUCGACUGAUGGGUAUUGAUAUUCCACCUCCCAAAGGUGGGCCAGCGACCUUUCCUAAAGUAGCCAGUACAGAGCUACAAUCACCUUUGACCCCUGAGGGAGACAAGCCUAAGUCUGUUGAGCCACCACAGGACAGCGAGCAGAAUGGUGCAGUGUCACUUAUUUUAUCUAAAUAUGGAGCAAGUGACUCUUAUCUGAGGGAAAAUGAUGAAAGGACUGAUGGACUGAAUAGAUCUGGUGUCACUGAGAAUGUGAAAAUUGAAAUAAUUGGUGAAGGUGAUGAUGAAGAUGACAGUGAUGUGAUUGCCAGUGACAUGGAACACAUGCAUAAUCUUUUAGAGUACAAACAUGAGGAAGUCCAGUAUCUUGAGAGUGAGCUAGAGAGGCAAAAACAGAAGUACCAUGAGCUGAGGACCUUUACUAAAAGCCUACUUUCAGCACUGAAGAGCAGCAACACAGAAAAGCAGCAUGACCUUUUAGCCAACCUACCUCACCAAGUGGAAGAAGAUUUUGCAUCGAGUCCAGAAAGGAAUUCUGAGUCUAGCAUUGAGAUGAUCACCAAUCAGAAGGAUUCCUCUGUAUCAGAGGGGGAGGGAGAUGCUGAGCCCAAGAGACAGUAGUCCAUCCUCUCCUGUAUAAACUCACAUGCACUAAACUUUGCCUGUGGUAGAUUCCCAAGAAUUGUAACAAAUACACUGCAGCCUUUUUGCUGCUUCAAUCCAGUCUUACAUCAAUAAACUUCUCCAAUUGAGUUUCUUCA
This is a messenger RNA of Tachysurus vachellii, 2661 nucleotides long. It is a transcript of the gene hdx, whose product is annotated as highly divergent homeobox. NCBI's taxonomy places the organism in Eukaryota, Metazoa, Chordata, Actinopteri, Siluriformes, Bagridae. The record is from RefSeq and is a predicted model, not a curated record. Gene Ontology annotation, molecular function: DNA-binding transcription factor activity, RNA polymerase II-specific; RNA polymerase II cis-regulatory region sequence-specific DNA binding. The transcript has 11 exons. The coding region runs from base 383 to 2521 and encodes 712 amino acids. Gene Ontology annotation, biological process: regulation of transcription by RNA polymerase II.